AUGGUCAGCACAAGAUCCCAAGGUCAAGAAUUAGUACCCUUUGAUCCUGAGAUAGAAAAAACGUUCCGAGAGCUCUGUCACAUCAACCAACAAGCAUUUGAUACUGAUUUAGAGUCUGACACAGAGUCAAUGGCAGCCAACACUAAGCCCUUGAAGGAGUAUUCACAGCCCACAAUUUUAGAAGAGCCUUCAUGUAUCACAUUUCCUGAAAUUGAUGAUGUUUCGUUUGAGCUAAAAUCCGGUACCAUUGGUCUUCUUCCUUCGUUCUAUGGUAAAUCAAAUGAAGAUCCCAACAUUCAUAUUAAGGAUUUUUACAUAGCUUGUGGUACGGUUCAUAUCAAGGGAGUUUCACAAGAAAUAGUGCGUCUGAGAUUGUUCCCCUUCACUCUCAAAGACAAGGCCAAGUCAUGGUUCACCUCUCUUCCUGCUGGAUCCAUCACAUCAUGGGAAGAACUUGCUCAAAAAUUCAUGCUGAAAUUUUUCCCUGUCACAAAAACAUUGCUACUUAGGAAGGAAAUCACGAACUUUGAACAAAAGCCUCAAGAAUCUUUUCAUGAGUGCUGGGAGCGAUUUUGUGAUCUACUACAACAAUGUCCUCAUCAUGGAGUGGAAACUUGGAUGCAAAUGCAGAUCUUUUACCAAGGACUAACCUCAGCCAGUAGAAACAAUGUUGAUGCGGCGUGUGGAGGAGCUCUGAGUGAGAAAGAUCCUAAGGAGUGCUUCAAAACUUUUGAGAGAGUUGCUGCCAAUUCUAUGCAAUGGGGCGAUGACAGAUUCACAAGGAAGAUUACUGUGCAUAGUGUCGAUACAAAUCCUGGACUCGCUUCAGCAUCUCAAGUAUCCAACUUGGAAAAGAAGCUUGAAAAUUUCAUGCAGUCAAUGACCAAAUUUGUUUCUCCUUCCUCUGUGUGUGCUAUUUGCUCUGAUAAUUCUCAUCCAACUAAUAAUUGCCCUUUGAGUGAUCUUACGCAGGAGCAGGCUAAUCAAAUAAAUUCAUUUCAAAAGCCACGACAUGAUCCCUACUCCAACACGUAUAACCCGGGAUGGAAGAACCACCCCAAUUUCUCAUGGAGCAACAACAAUCCGUCUGAGCAGCGCAUUUAUCCUCAGCAAAAACCUGUCAAUCCGAAUGAACCAAGAGAACCAACUUUGAAGGAGAUUAUGACUCAAUUUAUUCAGACUCAACAACAAACAAACAAUAACCUUCAAGCUGGUUAUCAAAAUUGUCAUGCUGCAAUUCAGAAAUUGGAAGUCCAAGUGAGCCAGAUUGCAAACAUAGUCAAUGAGAGGGAGAAAGGCAAGUUACCUAGCCAACCUGAAAUCAAUCCAAGAGGCCAGGAGCACAUUAAGGCGAUAAAAACAUUAAGGAGUGGGCGAACUUAUGAGGCUAGACCUGAAGAUGUUUCUAAGGCUGAAACAGAGGGAAAACAAGCUGCUGAAAUGGAGUUAGACGUGGAAGACAUGAAUACACUUCAGCCACACCCUGUCCCUGCCACAACGGAUGUUACAGAGGCCCCUACAGCAGCUAUUGAGCCUACCAAAGAACCUACAGCAGCUACCCCUUCCAAGGAGCGAAUAUAUGUGCCUCAAGUUCCUUUUCCGCAAAGACUACAGAAGCACAAGAGAGAUCAACAAACAAUGGAUAUUCUGGAAUUGUUUAGAAAGGUUCAAAUAAAUAUUCCAUUGUUGGAUGCAGUGAAGCAAAUCCCAGCUUAUGCUAAGUUCCUCAAGGAUGUUUGCACAAACAAGCGAAAGUUUGCUACACAUGAGAAAGUGAUGUUGUCCGAGGAAUGCAGUGCAGUUCUCCUUAAGAAAUUGCCACCAAAACUUAAGGAUCCAGGGAGUUUUACAAUUUCUUGCAUUAUUGGAAAUUUACAUAUUGAAAAGGCUUUAAUUGAUUUGGGUGCAAGUAUUAACUUAAUGCCUUAUUCUGUAUUUCAGCAGCUAGGCAUUGGAGAGAUCAAACCAACUUCUGUGAGCUUGCAACUGGCUGAUAGGUCUAUCAAAUAUCCACUUGGAAUCGUUGAAGAUAUACUAAUCAAAGUGGAUCAAUUUGUUCUUCCAGCAGAUUUUAUCAUCCUUGACAUGGAGGAAGACAGAGAAGUUCCCAUCAUUAUGGGACGUCCUUUUAUGGCUACUGCUGGCACCAUUAUUGAUGUGAAGAAAGAUGUCGUUGAUACUAUUGCCCACACCACUUUCCUAGCUAAUGUAAACGAGGAUGAACUUCUCACAUGCCUAGCUAACCCGGAGCUAAGAUCAGAUUCUAAUGAGGCCCAACACCUUGUAGCAGCUUUGGAUUCGACACCUAUUCAGUUCCCAAGGUGGCGUCACACAUAUGAGCCACUAGGGACACCUAGCGCUCCUAUCUUGCCUUCCGUUGAGAUACCUCCAAAGCUGGAGCUCAAGCCAUUGCCUGAACACUUGAAAUAUGCCUUUUUGGGAGAAUCCGAUACACUUCCUGUGAUCAUUGCUUCUGAUUUGACUGUUACCGAGGAAGAAAAGCUUUUGCGGGUUUUGAGAGAGUACAAAACAGCUUUAGGAUGGACCAUAGCUGACAUUAAAGGCAUUAGUCCAUCCAUGUGCAUGCAUCGAAUUUUACUAGAGGAUGGUUCUAAGGCUACCAUUGAUGCGCAAAGAAGAUUGAAUCCUAACAUGAAGGAGGUAGUCCGAGGUGAAGUUUUAAAACUUCUUGAUGUAGGUGUGAUCUAUCCCAUCUCUGACAGCAAGUGGGUUAGUCCAGUUCAAGUCGUCCCCAAGAAGUCUGGAAUCACAGUGGUUCAGAAUGAAAACAAUGAACUCGUGCCUACAAGAAUGACCACGGGAUGGAGAGUCUGUAUAGACUACAGGAAGUUGAAUUCAUCUACUAGAAAAGAUCAUUUUCCCUUGCCUUUUAUUGAUCAAAUGUUAGAAAGAUUAGCUGGUCACUCACAUUACUGUUUUCUUGAUGGCUAUUCAGGUUAUAAUCAGAUUCCCAUUGCCCCUGAGGAUCAAGAGAAGACGACAUUUACCUGCCCCUUUGGGACGUUUGCUUAUAGGAGGAUGCCUUUUGGCUUGUGCAACGCACCUGCGACCUUUCAACGAUGCAUGAUGAGUAUAUUCUCUGAUAUGGUUGAGAGAAUAAUUGAGGUUUUUAUGGAUGAUUUUUCUGUUUUUGGAGAUUCAUUUGAUACUUGUCUGUUUAACCUCAAACUUGUGUUGGAAAGGUGCACGGACACUAACCUUGUUUUAAAUUGGGAGAAAUGUCAUUUUAUGGUACAACAGGGUAUUGUGCUAGGCCAUUCAGUCUCUAGUAAAGGCAUUUCUGUUGAUAAAGCAAAGAUAGACAUCAUUGCUAAAUUGCCGCCACCAACCUCAGUGAAGGGUGUGAGAUCUUUUCUUGGCCAUGCCGGGUUCUACAGGCGUUUCAUCAAGGACUUCUCCAAAAUCAGUCGUCCCUUGUGCAACCUGCUCGCCAAAGACGCCAUUUUUGAGUUUGAUGAUUCAUGUUUACUUGCUUUUAACAAUUUAAAAAAGCUUCUUACUUCUGCUCCUAUUAUCACAGCUCCAGAUUGGAGUUUCCCUUUUGAACUGAUGUGUGAUGCUUCUGACUAUGCAAUAGGUGCUGUUCUUGGUCAACGAAAGGAAAAGCUUUUACACGUGAUUCAUUAUGCAAGUAGAACAUUGAAUGAUGCACAACUCAAUUACUCAACCACUGAGAAGGAAUUGCUUGCCAUAAUCUUUGCUUUGGAGAAGUUUAGAUCUUAUCUUGUUGGAUCUAAAGUCAUAGUGUAUUCUGACCAUGCUGCUCUGAAGUACCUAAUGACAAAGAAGGAUGCCAAACCCAGACUCAUUCGAUGGAUUUUGUUGCUACAAGAGUUUGACUUAGAGAUUCGAGACAAGAAAGGCUCCGAAAAUGUGGUAGCAGAUCACUUGUCAAGGCUCACACUGAGCCACAAAGAGGAAGUGUUGCCCCUAAAUGAGUCAUUUCCGGAUGAACAACUAUUUUCUGUACAACAUGGAGUCCCCUGGUAUGCAGACAUUGUGAAUUAUUUGGUUAGUGGAAUUAUUCCAGCUGAUUCUAACUCUCAGCAAAAGAAGAAGUUCCUGUCCAUGGUCAAAUUUUAUUUUUGGGAUGAACCAUACUUGUAUAAGCAUUGCCCUGAUCAAAUUAUCCGAAGAUGUUUACCGGAGAAUGAGCAACAGAGCAUUCUGAAUUUUUCUCAUAGUUAUGCAUGUGGUGGACAUUUUGGUCCCAAACGGACAGCUGAUAAAAUUUUGCAAAGUGGUUUCUUUUGGCCAACUUUGUUUAAGGAUGCCUACAAGUAUUGUGCAGCUUGUGAUCGAUGUCAAAGAGUUGGUAAUAUUUCCAAAAAGAAUGAGAUGCCACUUCAAAGUAUUCUUGUGGUUGAACUCUUUGAUGUCUGGGGUAUUGACUUUAUGGGCCCUUUUCCGUCAUCCUGUAGCAACAAAUAUAUAUUAGUGGCUGUAGAUUAUGUGUCAAAAUGGGUUGAAGCUAUGGCGUGUCCCACUGCUGAUGCUGCUGUUGUUAUGCGUUUUCUAAAAGGAUUCAUCUUCUCACGGUUUGGCAUUCCAAGAGUGAUCAUCAGUGAUGGAGGGAAGCACUUCAUCAACAGAGCAUUUGACAAGCUUAUGGCUAAAUAUCAUAUCCAUCAUAGAGUCUCUACACCUUAUCAUCCUCAGACCAGUGGCCAAGUUGAGGUUUCUAAUAGAGAAAUCAAGAGAAUCUUAGAGAAAACAGUCAGUGCUUCAAGGAAGGAUUGGUCUCUGCAGCUAAACGAUGCAUUGUGGGCUUAUCGGACAGCUUACAAAACACCUAUAGGCAUGUCACCAUUUCGAUUGGUGUAUGGGAAAGCAUGCCACUUGCCUAUGGAGUUGGAACAUAAAGCAUAUUGGGCUAUCAAGAAGCUCAAUUUUGACAUACAGGCUGCUGGUGCGAAACGGAAGCUACAACUUAAUGAACUCGAGGAGCUAAGACAUGAGGCUUAUGAGAAUGCAAGGAUAUAUAAAGAAAAGACCAAAAAGUUGCAUGAUCAAGCUAUUUCCAGGAAGACAUUCGUGACGGGAGAGAAAGUGUUACUUUAUAACUCCAAACUUCGACUCUUUCCAGGCAAAUUGCGUUCAAGAUGGACAGGCCCCUUCCUCGUCACUCAAGUUUCUCCUCAUGGUGCUGUAGAGAUUCAGAAUAUGUCAACUGGGACCCAAUUCAAAGUGAAUGGUCAUCGCCUCAAGCAUUAUCUAGAAUCUCACUUUGAUCCUCAAGAGGAACAAGUCGAACACAUCCCAGCAUGUUUAAGGAGUCUUUUUCAAUGUGUUGGCACUCCUCAUUUGGACCGCAAAGCAAGGGAAGGCAACAAGUUGCAGUUCGAGACUCCACAACCUGUAGUUAUAAGUAUUUUCCAGGUUUCAAUGCCCAGAUUUUGA
Molecule: messenger RNA, 5421 nt
Organism: Prunus armeniaca (apricot)
Lineage: Eukaryota; Viridiplantae; Streptophyta; Magnoliopsida; Rosales; Rosaceae
Source: the annotation of a GenBank genome assembly